Molecule: messenger RNA, 8389 nt
Organism: Erpetoichthys calabaricus (reedfish)
Lineage: Eukaryota; Metazoa; Chordata; Cladistia; Polypteriformes; Polypteridae
Gene: rad54l2
Product: RAD54 like 2
Exons: 22
Coding region: 255-4631 (1458 amino acids)
Cellular component (GO): nucleus
Molecular function (GO): ATP binding; ATP-dependent chromatin remodeler activity; ATP hydrolysis activity
Source: RefSeq, a predicted model, not a curated record
ACCGUAUUUCUUGCAGUUCAGUUUGUGAAAAUAGCUGCCGCCGAGGUUACGAUGUGAACCUGGUGUAAACGUAAAAACUGCACGUACAUGUUUAUUGUUUUAAAGUAAAGUCAGUCAAGAACGACUGUAGCGACCGGCAGUUACAGCUUGAAGUGCGGACGCGUCUGAAUACUGGGAGGAGUAAGAGUGUUUUUACAGGGUCCCGUUGAAGGUAGCAAUGAGUAGGUAAUGCAUGGUGAGAGCUGCUGGAAGCAAUGUCAGACGAGGACGUCUCAGGGAGCGAUCUGGACCAGGACCUGGACCCAGACCUGGAUGCUGAGGAAGAGGAUGUGGAGGAGGAAGAGGAGGAGGAGAUGGAGGAGGACAAUGAUGGUGAUGAUGAAGACGAAUUGCACGAUAAACCUGCCAAAUGUCGGGCAGCUCCAUUUACCUCUGAGAAUGACCCACAAGCAGAUACCAUGGGAUGGCAGAGCAGUACUCCAACUACCUCAGCUCCUAGUGAGCCUUCCCAGCCAUGCUCCCAGGAAGAUGACAAAAGUACUCACGUCCAAAGUAUUAAGAGGACAUCCAAGCCUGCUCAUUUGCGACGAAACAUCAGAAAACUUUUGCAGGAGCAUGAGCUUGAAGCAGUAACCAAAGCUGCCCAGCAAGAGGAGCUGGAGAGAAGAAAACGAUUAGAGCAGCAGAGGAAAGAUUUUCCAGCACCAGUGAUCCCUGACUUUCAAGGAGAUCUAGUGGUACGAAUGAGUGAGGCAUCACAAAAUGCACCUCAUUUGUUUAAGCAAGAAGUGAUCUGCCUAGAUAGCAGUGGAAGUGCCAGUGAAGAUGACACCAAGGCGCCACUACACUGUGCUAAAGAUGAUAUCAUUGAGCUGAGCUCUGGAGAGGAUGAAAAUUUCCAUGUUGGUAGUGAGUCUGCUAAUGAGGAAGAAGAGUCCGCAUUUGCUUCAGAGGAGAGUAGCGGAGCGCACAUUAAUGAUGCUUUGAACCAGCCUGAUGCGCAAGGACGGGUGCUAGUAAACAUCAACCACCCAUCUGGAGAAAAGGACAUUUUUCUUUCACCUCAGUUGGCCAGAGCAGUCAAACCUCACCAGAUUGGUGGUAUUCGCUUCCUUUAUGACAACCUGGUAGAGUCUUUGGAACGCUUUAAAACAAGCAGUGGUUUUGGCUGCAUUCUUGCUCACAGCAUGGGUCUUGGCAAGACUCUGCAGGUCAUUGCCUUUCUGGAUGUCUUGCUGCGAUAUACAGGCGCUCGAACAGUUCUGACAAUUGUACCAGUAAAUACUUUGCAGAACUGGCUCUCUGAAUUCAACCUUUGGCUCCCAGCCCGUGAGGCCUUGAUCAAAGACUUUAAUGAGGCAGAGGUCCGGCCUCGUGAUUUUAAAGUUCACAUCCUCAAUGAUGAACAUAAAACAACAGCUGCAAGGGCCAAGGUGAUCCAAGACUGGUCUAAAGAGGGUGGUGUGUUGCUAAUGGGCUAUGAGAUGUAUCGUCUUCUUUCACUGAAAAAGAGCUUUGUUACUGGAAGAAAGAGAAAAAGCAAAAAACCGGCAGGUCCAGUCAUCAUUGAUCUGGAUGAAGAGGACAGGCAACAGGAACUUUUGAAAGAGAUUGAAAAGGCUUUGUCACGGCCAGGCCCAGAUGUUGUCAUUUGUGAUGAAGGUCACCGUAUUAAGAAUUGUCAUGCCAGCACAUCUCAGGCUCUAAAAAGCAUCCUAACAAGAAGACGGGUUGUCCUAACAGGAUACCCUUUGCAGAACAAUCUUAUUGAGUACUGGUGCAUGGUGGACUUUGUGAGACCUGACUUUCUGGGCACACGGCAGGAGUUUAGCAACAUGUUUGAGAGACCUAUCCUCAAUGGGCAGUGUAUUGACAGCACCCCACAGGAUGUGCGUCUCAUGAGGUACAGAAGUCAUGUGCUGCACAGCCUGCUGGAAGGUUUUGUCCAAAGACGGGGUCACAAUGUGCUGAGACAUCAUCUUCCCCAUAAAGAGGAGCAUGUGAUCAUGAUGCGUCUCUCCCCAAUCCAAAGAGCCCUCUACACUGAGUUCAUGAACCGAUUCCGGGAAGCUGGCAACAGUGGCUGGCUUGGUCUUAACCCUCUGAAGGCCUUCUGCGUCUGUUGUAAGAUUUGGAACCACCCUGAUGUUUUAUAUGAAGCUUUACAAAAGGAGAACUUGGCCAAUGAGCAGGACCUUGAUUUGGAUGACAUGACCACAUCCAACAACCGUUGCCAUCCAGCAGGCAUCAAGGGAAAACUUGAUGGUGGAAAUGGGGUGGAACCAGGAAACAGCAAGUACAAUCUGUCUGCCAUGAGUUUGAAUUCCUUGCAGGAAAAAGCCAAUCAGGUCAUCACCUAUGAAUGGGCAAAGGAGAUCAUGUCUAACUACCAGGUGGGCGUGCUGGAGAAUUCAGCUAAGAUGGUCUUGCUUUUUCAUAUCAUUGAAGAGAGUGUGAAAAAGGGAGAAAAGGUUCUUGUCUUCAGUCAGAGUCUCUCCACGCUCUCAGUCAUUGAAGACUUUCUCGCCAAGCGGCCAGUGCCAUCCACCAACUUUAUAGAUGGGCCAGGCAGGAACUGGGCCAGAAAUAUUAGCUAUUACAGGCUGGAUGGAAGUACCUCCUCCUCAGAAAGGGAACGAAUGAUAAACCAGUUUAAUGACCCUAGAAAUGAGACUGCAUGGUUGUUUUUGUUGUCAACCCGAGCUGGUUGUCUGGGUGUGAAUCUGGUUGGAGCAAACAGAGUGGUAGUGUUUGAUGCAUCCUGGAAUCCUUGCCAUGAUGCCCAAGCUGUUUGUCGGGUAUACCGCUAUGGUCAGAAGAAACCCUGUUACAUCUACCGCCUGGUGUCAGACUUCACUCUGGAGAAGAAGAUCUAUGACCGACAGAUAUCUAAACAGGGCAUGUCAGACCGUGUAGUGGAUGAUCUGAAUCCUGUUUUGACAUUUACUCGGCGAGAAGUGGAGUCAUUGCUACACUUUGUAGAGGAGGAACCUAACAUAUCAAAGAUGAAACUGGCUCCAAACAAGGACAUAGAGGAAGUGAUCGACAAGGCCUGUCUCCUGUAUCCUCAUCUUAUCACCAAGAAACCUUUCCAUCAUGAGUCCUUGCUGAUGGACAGAAAGGAGCAGAAGCUCACAAAGGCAGAGAAGAAAGCUGCAAAAAAAAGCUAUGAGGAUGAGAAGAGGGCUUCGGUGCCCUAUACACGGCCCUCAUAUGCCCAUUACUAUCCUGCAAGUGACCAGAGUUUGACCAACAUCCCUGCCUUUAGUCAGAGAAACUGGAGACCACCUCCUCGUCCUGAUGAGAAACCAGUGGCCAGUGUUCGGCCUGUACAAUCCACACCAAUUCCCAUGCUUCCUCGCCAGGUUCCCAUUAUGACUGGCUCCUCACUUCCUGGUUCUAGCUCUGGACUCAAUUUUCCAAUGAGUUUCCUGCAGCGUGCUGGUGUCUUUGUGCAAAAGAUAGUGACCACUACAGAUAUAGUAAUUCCAGGCACAAAUAGCUCUUCUGAUGUCCAAGCAAGAAUCAGUGCUGGAGAAAGUAUUCACAUUAUCAGAGGAAAUAAGGGUACAUAUAUCAGGACCAGUGAUGGAAGGAUUUUUGCAAUCCGUGCAGCUGGAAAGUCAAGACCUGGAGAGGAGAGCAGCAUUGCUGCUUUAGGUUCUCAAAGAUCUUCCCUGGAACCUGCCAGUAAUGGGAGUAAUGGUCCAGGUUUGCUGGAUGAUGCUAGGAAGAGGUUAACUCCUGAUGGACUAGCCCGGCCAUUGUCUCCAGACAGCCCAGAGAUUAUCAGUGAAUUGCAGAAGUAUGCAGCAGCUGCAGCAGCAAGGGAGACCGUUAGCAAACCAGAAUCAUCUGUAUCGUCCAUGGGAGAUGCGACCAGCUUGCAGGGAGUCUCAGCUGAACAGCUACUCGAAAUCCAUGGCUUGAACCCAGGGCCUGCUUCCAGCCAGCAAGGGGACUGCAGCAGCAGCAGCACAGGAGGUGGAAGCAGUAUGGCAGCCUUAACAUCUUUAAACUUGAGGGUCAACAAACGCAAGCCAUCCAGUCCUUCAUCAGAGGAACAACAAAGGAAGAAGCAGCUGAAUGCCAGAACUUCGGUCCCACUGCCUGGGUACCCUUUCACUGGGGCUUACAGUUUUCCUCCUAUGGGUCUCAAUCCUCUGUUGGCCCAGAUGGGGCACCCAAUGUUCAUGGGUGCAGGCUCUCCUUUCUUCCAACCCCAUAGUCAGUUAGGAGACCCUCGGCUGAUGUUCCCAGUAACUGACCCAUUUAACAUGGGGGGAGCAAGUAUUCCUAGCUCCUCCUCUGCCUCUUCCUCUGCUGCUACCUCAGCCUCCUUGUCACCUUUCAUACUCAACCCAGGCAUUGCUGGCAUUCUCCCUGGCUUUCCUCUUCCCUACGGACAGUCACUCUUGCCAGAGCCAAGGAUGUAUGCACCAUUUCCAGGCAAUCACCUUCUCCCAGGAGGCCUGCCUGCUACCCCAGGGCCUGCUGGGUCAGGGUUUCUCCCAGGCUUUUCAGAUCCAGGUCUACUUGGAGCCACCUUGAUGCAGCGUGAAGCUCAGGUUCUUUCUGAGAGUAGUGGAAGCAGUUCAGAUGAUGAUGUUAUUGAGGUGACUGGUCAGUGAAGGACUAAAACUUGUGCUAGAGUUUGAAGGGAGAAUCUCUUCAGACCGCACAAAGCGCCUUUCCACCACCCCAGCAUAAGGAAUCAGGGCAACUUCAGGUGAAUCAGUGCUAACUAGAGGCUGAUUCAUUUAAUUCUGAUGUCUAUUGUGGGAUCAGAAAGACCAAAUGACCAUUGCUGGGUAAAUAUAUCAAAGAAUUUUGAGGCCCUGAUGAUGGUCAAGUUCAAAUCCUUAUGCUGACAUUAAAAAAAGGAAGAAAAAGAGGUAAAAUGUACUAUGGACACUUUGAAUUUUGUUUUGGGCUUCCAUAUUCAUCUUUUACAUUAGCCCAUCUUGGACUGAAUGACCAGGUGGCAGUAGGGGAAUGAUGAGUAGGUUCUCUUGGUUACAUCCAUCCCCUUCAGCAGAUGUUUGGGGGUGGUUUGGGUGACAGUGAUGAUUUCACUAGUUAAUUUAUACUUUGACAUCAAGAUUAGUUUUCAGAAAUAAAAAGUAUGUUCCAUUAGGCGUUUUUUCUGAUUGGUUGUUAGUGGGUGUAAGGAGAAAUUAUGAAGAGGGAAGUGUUACCCAGGUGUUUUAGGUACAGAAUGGAUGGGUCAGACUGAAAGCUUCUUCUAGACUCAAGAAUGUAUUUUAUUUCAGCCUUUAAUAUGGGGGGAGGGAAAGGGGGAAACACGGUAUAGCAGCGGCAGGUUUUGGCCCACUCUUGAGAUAACCAAUGCCUUGAUCAGUCUUGCCAACUGUAGCAAAAUGCUCAUUGUAACAUGCAUCGUCACGUAACACUUGCCCUGCAUUUGAUUUUGGAUUGCAAGGUCAAGUAGGGAAGCCGUUUUGUAUACGUUAUCCCCAACUUGUCCACAUGGGGGACAAAAACAUGAUUUUACCCCCUAUCAAUGAGCAUAUCUGCUUUGUCUUUAGGAGCAGGCUUGAUUCACAUCAGUGUUUGGGGUGUGAGGACAAGGAAGCAAAGCACUGUUGUUAUUUCUAAGUAUGUAUGUUUUUUGUAAUCUAUCUAUUUUAGUCAUUCUUUUUAUCUCUAGUUCCAUAUUCAUCUUUUUAUGACUGUACAUUUUUUAUUUGUCAAUGUGUUAGUAAGGUGACCAAAGUUAACUCCAGGCUGCAUGCCUCCCAGAAUGAGGAAAAGAACAAGCAGGUUUUAGAGGGCUUUGGGGAACAUAAUGCUUAAAAACGCAUAGACGCGUGCUGUGAAAUUGAAGUUGACCGUUAUGGGUAGGUACUUGUUACACAUUUUCUUUAUUUUCACAGUUGCAAUGAUUUUGCACAAAAAAUUAUAAUUUUAUAAUCAACUAUAUUUGAAAUAGGUCUUUCUCAAAGCCUUGCUUCAUCAUUUACAAGAAAACAGUAGACAAGCGUUAGAGUUGAGUAAAUGAGGCCUGCCUGCCUGCUACACAAUCAAACUACAGGCAGGCUGCUGUGUCCUAAACUGAAGCAAACCUGUCCAAUCCUUGAGAAGUUCAAAAUGCUGAUUCCAGAAAGAAGGGUGAAGUCACCACAGCAAAGCAGUAAGCCACUUCUAUGAAUUUGUUUUGUUAACAUAAAUCUUUUAACAGCUGGUAGAAGCCUAGUAUAUUGGUAGUGGAGUUCAAAAUUCAGUGCCCAGAAAGGUGUCAUCCAUCUACAGGAUCUUUGCUUGACUGAAGCACAUAGCAGGGUAUCAGGAGAGAAGAGUUCAAGUACCUUUCUCCCAUAUCUUGUGUGAAUUUUUAGUCUGAUCAUAAUAUUAUAGAUAUCAGAUUUGUUCUGAUUUUUGGCUCUACCCAUUAUACACACAUACAGUAUAUAAAUGUUCAGGUUAUAAUGGAAUCAUGUGGCACUUGAUUUGCCCUGAACAGAAAAUAUGAAUUACAUGUAUAUAGGGUACAUGAGUUCAAACAGUAUAAUAAUAAUAAUAAUUCAUUACAUUAAUAUAGUGCUUUUCUCAGUACUCAAAGCACUAUCCACACAGGGAGGAACCGGGAAGCGAACCCACAAUCUUCCACAGUCUCCUUACUGCGCCACCUGUGAGGACACAGAUAAAUGAAAGUGCAUAUACACAGUUUUACACAUUUAUGAAUGUAUAUGCACCAUUUAUUGUUUCAGAGGUCAUUUGUAUGCACAUAAAUUAUUUUUGUGCAGCAUGUGUGUAUGUAUGUGCACGCAUACACAUGUGCAUACGUAGUUUUUAUGUAUACAUAGUAAUUUUACAGUAUAUGCGUUUAUGUAUAUUUAUAAAAUAUAUAAAUAUAUAUUUAUACGCGUGUUUGUAAAUUUCACAUGUAUUCUCAUGUGUUUGUAUAUUUGUGCGUAGUGGGUUGGGGCAGGGGUCAAGUCUAAGUCAUGAAAUGGCCAAGCACAGCAGGCUCUUUGUUUUCAAGUUGGACAUACUAAAAGAAAGGUGGGUCCUAAAGUAAAUUUGUUUCUGCGAGCAGGAUGUCAGACAUGUUACUGUAUUUCUGCUAGCUUAGAAUACUUUUGGGCUCUGCCAGUAAAGAGGAAAACAUGUUUGUGCUGUAAUGUUUCAGUGUAACAUUCCUAAAUGAGCUGAAGGCUAAAUAUUAGUAUCCGGGGGGAGGAUUAGGGGUAUCUUGGAUUCAGUGACAGAACAAUUUGAUUGAAGGAAGUUCCUUGCAUGAAGAGCGACCGCUGGCCUUCCCCCAUGUAUUAAUGAGCUGUGUGCUUUAAGGAGUGUUGCACUCUUGCAGCUCUGUAAUGUGCCACUUAUUCAGAUGUGUGCCCCAUUGAGGGGUGCCUGCUGAUCACAGCCAGGAGUUUUGAAUGUAUACAUUUCUGUUUGUUGACAUUUGAAGUCUCUCCAUCCUGUCUUUUCCUUGAUUUUACUGGUCUAUGUACAGUUAUAUAAACAAUGGGAUAGGUUAGAUCCUCCUUUUCUGAUGUCUGAUAAGCUUAGCUUCCUUCCUUUCCACUCCAUUUCUACUUUUUUCCUAUGGAAUUCCAUUUUGUUUCCUUUCCUGUGGUUCAUUCUGGUCAUCAGCCAUUCAGAGUGUUGUUAUUUCUAGAAGCCUUAGAUGAUCAUUAGCUAUGCAAGAAUUUCUUUCUGGUUAUUUUUAUUUUUUUGGAAACAAUAAAAAAAAAACAACAAAAACACAAAUAGUGCAUUCUUUUUGUAAUCGUAGCAUAGAAUGACACUGGAUACUUCACCACCUGAGUGGACUUUGCAUUUGUCUGCGAAACAGAUUGUUUGAAUGUUUUUCUUGCCAAUAAUGUGUAGUCCCUGGAGAAGCUUCCUGCUGGGGAACAACCCGACGCAACAAAAGAAGCCUCCUCUGGUUUUGGUCUGUAUUGCUCAUGUAUUGCUGUGCGUCCAGUGUUGUGAAACCAUAAGAGGUGGACAGAUACGUGGCAUCUCUCCAUUUUGUCUUGUUAUACUUGCGCUGAGCUAGUGCACGUCUCUUAGAUUGCAGCAAAGGCUUUGGUGCAGCAUUCACUUGUGUUCUUUCUGCACCCAGGUGGACAUCUCACGUGGUGUCCCAAUCAGGAAAAAUUGCAUUGACCUUGUGAGAAACUGAGAAGAAAUGAGUAACAACGGGAUGGGUAGAUUGCUGCUCACCUCUCCUUGCUCUGCUCUUUGCGUUAUUUUCUUGUUCUCUGCUGGCACUUUCACAGUCUUGAGAAUGCGUUGCUCGCAGUGUCUCGGCUCAGUUCUCUCUCUGCUGGGCAUGCUUUUUUAUUUUGUUUGUUUCAAUGGUCCAUGUUGUUUUUUUAUGUUACACAAAAAAAAAAAAUGUCAAAAUGCAUUU